AUCAACCAUUCUACAGCUUUCCAAGCUCUUUCAUCAUCUACAACCCCUUCAAUCUUCCAGUAGCUUGACUGCAACUGCAUCCCACCACAAUGGCCGCAGAGACAGAAAACACGCUUCAGAAAGUCGACUCCUUGACCGAUCACCAAGAUGGCGCCGCGAAGAAGGGCCACCGCAGAGUCAGCUCUAUGGCUGCUGAUGUCUACCGUAUCGAGGACCUAGAGAAGGAAGGCAAGAAGAUCGAGAUUGCAAUCGAAACCCAGAAGCUGAACUGGAAGCUGAACAAGUCGCCGAGCACCGUCGAAGACCCCUCAGUCUUGAAGCUACCUCUCACCGAGCCCAAGCUCAAGUCCAUCGCCCUGCACUUCCCGCUAGGAUUAGAAGUCACCGCACGGAACAUGAAGGGCGUUACCAUCAAGGACGCACUAGAUGCCAUCCACAAGCAGUUCAAGAAGCGCGCAGACGACGAGUUCGAGAAGCCAUACCUCAUGGGCUUUGAGUGGGACCCAGAAGAGUGCUACACCCGCUUCAUCGUCCACCAGUCACCCGUUCCGACAGUAAAGAAUGACUUCGGCUCAAGCAAGAAGAAGAAGAAGAACAAGGCCGAAGGCGAGGAGGGUUCCUAAAUGAACGACUCGCCCCUUCCCUGACGUCGACUUCUACACACAGCCUCAGUCAUACUUCCGUGCUUCGGCACUGGUAUGUGCGGGGUACGGAUAUGCACUCGGGUGCUGGUCAAUCUUCAUAUCGAUAUGGGAAGAGCGAGCGCAUCUGCUGCGAUGGCGUGUCUGGUAUACUGUAGGCCUGCAUAGGUAGACGGUUUACUGGCUGCGGAUAUCGAGCGGUGGAUGCGUCGUGAAACCGUUCGUGGGGUACCUGCUGAAUGGGCUGUAUCCGCUUAUGUAUGCUCUCGGGCACUCUUUGGGGUUGCUGGAAAGCACCUUGUAUAAUGAUAAGACCUGAUCAUCCUUUUGUGUCCUCAAAGCUUUCUGUGAUGUCGUUUGUAAAGGUUUGACGUUGACUUGGGCGGACCCACCUUACUGCGGGCAGCUCUCCACCACGCUGUAAGCGAAGACACCCG
Molecule: messenger RNA, 1078 nt
Organism: Alternaria rosae
Lineage: Eukaryota; Fungi; Ascomycota; Dothideomycetes; Pleosporales; Pleosporaceae
Exons: 4
Coding region: 90-623 (177 amino acids)
Source: RefSeq, a predicted model, not a curated record